CCAGAAAACGCCCCUUCCUAACCACUUUGCAUAGGCCACCCCCCCUCCAGUCCAUCAUGACAACCGUUCAGUGUCCUCCACCCCUCUCUGCCAAUCCCUCCACUGACCUCCAUUCAGUGUCCUCCACCCCUCUCUGCCAAUCCCUCCACUGGUCUCCAUUCAGUGUCCUCCACCCCUCUCUGCCAAUCCCUCCGCUGUCCUUCACUCAGUGUCCUCCACCCCCUCUCUCUGCCAAUCCCUCCACUGGCCUCCAUUCAGUGUCCUCCACCCCUCUUUGCCAAUCCACUGGCCUUCACUCUGCUCUCUGCCAUUCACUGGUGUCCUCCACCCCUCUCUGCCAUCCC
Staurois parvus is the source of this 344-nucleotide messenger RNA. NCBI's taxonomy places the organism in Eukaryota, Metazoa, Chordata, Amphibia, Anura, Ranidae. The record is from the annotation of a GenBank genome assembly.